This is a messenger RNA of Rangifer tarandus platyrhynchus (Svalbard reindeer), 339 nucleotides long. The record is from the annotation of a GenBank genome assembly. Lineage: Eukaryota; Metazoa; Chordata; Mammalia; Artiodactyla; Cervidae.
AUGGCUAAUAUCCACCAGGAAAACGAAGAAAUGGAGCAACCCGUGCAGAACGGAGAGGAAGACCGCCCUUUGGGAGGGGACGAAGGCCACCAGCCAGAAAGAAAUCAUAGAAGGGGACAGGCUCGCCGACUUGCCCCUAAUUUCCGAUGGGUCAUACCCAAUAGGCAGGUCAAUGAUGGGAUGGGUGGAGAUGGAGACGAUAUGGAAAUAUUCAUGGAGGAGAUGAGAGAAAUCAGGAGAAAACUUAGGGAGCUGCAGUUGAGGAAUUGUCUGCGUAUCCUUAUGGGGGAGCUCUCUAAUCACCAUGACCAUCAUGACGAAUUUUGCCUUAUGCCUUGA